Ipomoea nil (Japanese morning glory) is the source of this 1371-nucleotide messenger RNA. RefSeq names its product GDSL esterase/lipase At4g10955-like. NCBI's taxonomy places the organism in Eukaryota, Viridiplantae, Streptophyta, Magnoliopsida, Solanales, Convolvulaceae. The transcript has 3 exons. The record is from RefSeq and is a predicted model, not a curated record. Bases 233 to 1279 code for a protein of 348 amino acids.
UCUCUUCGUCCGAGCCUUCGGCGGCGGAGGACGGUGGAGGUGGUGGCGGUUGCCACCGCAUGCCCUCAUCCACAUUCUCUUAUUAGUAUAGACCGAUGAUCGAUAAUGCCGCCGUACGUAGAUGGUUUGUUUCUCAUCUCUCAGCUACCUUGAUGCACUGUGAUAUCAUAAUCAUCAGAGUCCUCGUCUCCGAUCCGGUGAGGAGGUAAUUAAGAAGGGAGCUCUGAAAUCCAUGGCGUGGGAGAGAGGAAUUUUCAAAGACGUCGGGCCUUUACAUCUUAGCGCUGUUGAUUGGAGCAACUCCAGUCACCGGAGCUCCGUCGCAGCGUGCUUAGUGCAAGGAGCGUACAAUCUCGAAAGAGACCGCCACUGCGGCGGCGGCGCUCCUGAUUCUUCCUGGUGGGAAUUCUUCGGGUUCCAGUUAAGGCAGGUGCUGGUAGAUCAGGAAGAUCAGACAAUCUUCGGCGCUAUAUACGACCUGGAAUUCUCGCCGCACAUUUCUUCCAAGCAGCACCACCUGCCGUCCGGCGGCGGCGGCGGCGGGAGUCCGCCGAAACACGUGAUUGCGUUCCGGGGAACGCUCACUAAGUCGGAUCUCCGACUCGAUGUCCAGUGCAUCGACAACACCCUCCACAACAGCUCCCGCGCCCACGUCGGAUUUCAGGCGGUCCAGGCUGUCGUUUCCAUGGCCGGCGCCAAGGAUGUCUGGUUGGCCGGGCAUUCCUUAGGAUCCGCAAUCGCAUUGCUGGUCGGGAGAAACAUGGUACUGAAAAUGGGUCACCAUUUGGAAACCUAUCUGUUCAAUCCCCCGUUCGUGUCUCUGCCGGUACAUAUAAUCAAGAACGAGAAACUCCGGCAUGGGCUUCGUUUAGCCCACACCGUCGUCAAAGCCGGAAUGGCCGUCGCGAUGAGUACUGUGGUCCACAACAAGAAAAUCGCAGAAGACGAUGAAGCUUUCACCUUGCUGUUCCCAUGGAUUCCGUACUUGUUUAUCAACCCGUCUGAUCCCAUUUGCGCUGAAUACCUGGAUUACUUCAAGGACAGAGAGACGACGGUGGCGGCCGGGGCCGGAGAAAUUGGGCGGUUUGCGGCGAGGAACUCAGUAAGGAGCAUGAUUAUGAGUGCAAGCGGGAAGGAUUCCGAGCCGUCACACCUCAUUCCUUCUGCUUAUCUUACGAUAAACUUGAACCAUUCGCCGGAUUUAGUGGCGGCACACAAGCUCAGCCAGUGGUGGCGGCCAGAUUUGAAGCUUGAUUACAAGCUAUAUCAGUUUAGAUGACAAGUGAUUUUUUAGAGUUUAAACUGGCCAAUGAUACAAGUUUACCAUUUGCAGAAGUAAUAAAGUAAUGGAAAAGUCCAACUUUAUUUCAU